Armigeres subalbatus is the source of this 2417-nucleotide messenger RNA. Its product is annotated as cilia- and flagella-associated protein 52. The transcript is spliced from 7 exons. The coding region runs from base 144 to 2417 and encodes 757 amino acids. Gene Ontology annotation, molecular function: protein binding. NCBI's taxonomy places the organism in Eukaryota, Metazoa, Arthropoda, Insecta, Diptera, Culicidae. The record is from RefSeq and is a predicted model, not a curated record.
GCCAUGGGAAAUUGCCCACCCCAUUCGGAACGCCGGUUUCCAAGCAAGCCGGUUUGUUUCGUUCGAUCCUGAUUGACAAAGCAUCGGGUUUGAUUUUGUAAAUUGAAAACUUCGAAAACUCAGUCCAGUUCACUGAUUCAGCUAUGACAUCGGCGGAGAAUUGUGAGAUCAUUCGAUUGGAACCGGCGGCAAUCAUCGGAUUUGAUGGUCAUGUCAUUGCCGGUUUGCGUGUCCACCCGGACCAGAAGCAUCUGGUGUUUCCGCUGGGAAAUGAAAUUUCCGUCUACGAGCUGGAGACCAACCGGCAGACGUUCCUGCGGGGCCACACGAACACAAUCUCCACCGUGGACAUUGCACCGUCGGGAAGGAUGGUUGCCUCCGGGCAGACCAAUCACAUGGGAUUCCGAGCGUAUGUCAUCAUUUGGGACUGGGAAAGCCGGAAGGAAAUAUCACGCUACGAGCUACAUCGGGUGAAGGUUCAAUCGUUGUGUUUCUCGUCCAACGAGCAGUACCUGGUCAGUUUGGGUGGGAAGGACUGCGGCUCGAUCAUCGUGUGGGAUAUCGAACAGAAUAUGGCCAUUUGUGGAACUAUAGCAACUAAGGAAACAACCGGUGACGCUUUGAAAGUUUGCGGACUCAACCAAAGAUGGACAACUUUUGUAUCGGGUGGAGAUCAAAAUCUCCGCGUUUGGCACAUCGACCGCGAUCGGAAACGCUUGAACGUCCAGGAUGUGGCCGUUGGAAAGUUGCGGCGCGAAUUCACGGGAAUGCGCAUCACCGAGGACGACGAAAUUCUCUACGUGGGAACCAUGAGUGGGGACAUCGUGAAGAUUCGGCUCAAUGUGAGCUCUGAUCCGAACGCGCCGUCACAGGAUAAAACACCGGUUCUGUUGGGAUGCUUCGGGAAGCACAAUCCGAGGAAACCCGUUGGCAAGGAUUGCGAAAAGUAUCACUAUGGGGUGCGCGAUCUGUUGAUAUUGCCCAACGGGAGUUUGAUCAUCGGGGCCGGUGACGGGACGAUCGAGAUGGUGCACGAGAGGAAUGUUAGUUUUAAGAAUUAUAACAGUCCCACGUGGCCGCAGUUGAAAUCGCUCCAAUCAACCAAAGUAGGAGGCGUGAUCACCUCUCUACAGAUUGUGAAUCAAUACACGCUAAUGAUCGGAACCGAUGGCUGCGAAAUUUACUGUCUGGAGCUUCAGAACUUCAAAACCACCUUGCGACUACUCAAAACCUGUCACACCAAUGCCGUUUAUGACAUCGCAUUUCCCUACAACUUUUCCCUAGUGUUCGCCACGUCAAGCCACGAGUCGAUCAGAAUUUGGUCGACCUCACGGAUGCAGGAACUGUUACGCAUCGUGGUGCCGAACUUUGCUUCCUCGUCUAUCGUGUUCAGCCGAGAUGGCAAGAGCAUUAUUUCGGCUUGGAAUGAUGGAGUUAUUCGUGCGUUUACUCCGCUAACUGGCAAACUGAUCUACGCCAUUCCGAAUGCCCACAACAAGGGCUGUUCGUCGGUUGCGGUCACUAGCAAUGGGAAGAUAUUGGUCAGUGGGGGUAUCGAAGGACAAGUAAGAGUUUGGAAAAUAGAACCCUAUAUGCAGAGCAUGAUCGGUGUUCUGAAGGAACAUUACGGUCCGAUUGAGUCCGUUCACAUCAAUAGCUUCGAUACAGAAGUUGUGUCGGCUUCGCGGGAUGGGAGUUGUGUGAUUUGGGAUUUGAUUCGACUCACUAGGAAACAUGUGAUCUUCGCCCAUACGCAGUUCAUUGCGGCGCAGUACUACCCGACGGGGGUUCAGAUAUUGACGGCUGGAUCGGAUAAACUGAUUGGAUAUUGGGAAGCCUUCGAUGGCAGUUUGGUGCGAGAGGUGGAAGGCUCUAAGUCCGGUCCGAUCAAUGCCAUCGACAUGAACAUGACCGGAGAGUUCUUCGUUUCGGCUGGUACAGACCAGAUUGUUCGCCUGUGGGAUUAUCAGCUGGGAGUUGAGGUGGCCGUGGGAAUUGGACAUGCAAGUGCCAUCACUUCUGCCAGGUACAGCCCUAACGGGAAAUUUUUGGUGACAGGUUCCAGUGAUGGAGGAAUAUUCGUCUGGACGGUUCCAGAGAAAUACCAUAUCAAAAUCCCAUCUCCGGAUAAUGCUGCUGGCAACAAUAAUCGCGCCAAGGCAAAUGCGGAUAGUGCCGGCAAAAAACUAGUUCCAUGUCGGGCAUCAAAAACCAGCAACGAAAAUGUCCGCCAGCUGGAAUCGGCUCAGUCAAAUCGUUCCAGUCAAAUAGCUAAAUGUCCGGCCGUGGAUCUCAACGCCCAGCCAACGAUAGAUCCUUGUGUCGACACCGCAUCGCUGGCAGAUGACACCGAACAACAGGACCAAAUAGAGACAAGGUCAUUCCACUCGCAGAAAUCACAAAUUUUUGAUAAUUAG